GCGCUGCCCUGAGUGCCUGGCCAGCCCCAGCCUCAGCAGGAGCGAUGCUGCCCUACCGGAGGGAGAGCCCGGCCCUGCCCCGCUGCCCAGUGCGGGGAGGAAGGGUGGUGCAUGGGCCUCAGUUCGCCUACUGCCCCAGCCCCCAAGCUCUGCACCGGCUGCCAGGUGCCCACGCCUGCCCCUUCACCGUCAGUGCGGUGCCUUGCCCUGACCAUGGCUUCCCCUGCCCCGGCUCCCCGGGGCGCCUGGGCGAGGGCAGGGAGCGAUACGAGCUGGAGGCGCUGCCCUGGCAGGGGCCCCGGCUGGGCUUGGACGAGCUGCAGAAGCCAGAGCUGGGGUGCUGGGCCAGGGUCCAGUCCAUCUGUGUCUCCCUUCUCAAGGUGCCCCUGAUGUUUGGGUUCCUGUAUCUCUUCGUGUGCUCCCUGGACGUGCUCAGCUCUGCCUUCCAGCUGGCCGGAGGCAAGGUGGCCGGGGACAUCUUCAAGGACAACGCUAUCCUCUCCAACCCGGUGGCCGGGCUGGUGGUGGGCAUCCUGGUGACCGUGCUGGUGCAGAGCUCCUCCACCUCCACCUCCAUCAUCGUCAGCAUGGUCUCCUCGGGGCUGCUGGAGGUGCGCUCUGCCAUCCCCAUCAUCAUGGGCUCCAACAUUGGCACCUCCGUCACCAACACCAUCGUGGCCCUCAUGCAGGCCGGCGACCGCAGUGAGUUCAAACGAGCCUUCGCCGGCGCCACGGUCCAUGACUGCUUCAACUGGCUGUCGGUGCUGGUCCUGCUGCCGCUGGAGGUGGUGAGCGGGUACCUGCACCACGUCACCCGCCUGGUCGUGGCCACCUUCAACAUCCGCAGUGGCAAGGACGCCCCCGACCUGCUGAAGAUCAUCACGGAGCCCUUCACCAAGCUCAUCAUCCAGCUGGACAAGUCGGUGAUCACGGGCAUCGCAACGGGGGACGAGAGCCUGCGCAACCGGAGCCUCAUCCGUGUCUGGUGUGGCCCCGCACCCCCACAGGUGAGGGCGGGGCUGGGCUGGUCCCAGCCCCUCGCCCAGCCGUGCUGUGGGGCAGGCGAGCACCUCUUCACCGACACGCCGCUGCCCGACCUGGCCGUGGGGCUGGUGCUGCUGGCCGGGUCCCUCAUCGUGCUCUGUACCUGCCUCAUCCUCCUGGUCAAACUCCUCAACUCCCUGCUCAAGGGGCAGGUGGCCAAAGCCAUCCAGAAGGUCAUCAACACUGACCUCCCGCACCCGCUCAGCUGGCUCACUGGGUACUUCGCCAUGGUGGUGGGCGCCGGGAUGACCUUCGUGGUGCAGAGCAGCUCUGUCUUCACCUCGGCCAUCACACCCCUGAUCGGCCUGGGGGUGAUCAGCAUAGAACGCGCCUACCCGCUGACCCUGGGCUCCAACAUCGGCACCACCACCACCGCCAUCCUGGCCGCCCUGGCCAGCCCGGGGGACAAGCUGGCCAGCUCCUUCCAGAUCGCCCUCUGCCACUUCUUCUUCAACAUCUCCGGCAUCCUGCUGUGGUACCCGCUGCCCUUCACCCGCCUGCCCAUCCGCAUGGCCAAGGCGCUGGGCGAGCGCACGGCCAAGUACCGCUGGUUCGCCGUGCUGUACCUCAUCGUCUGCUUCCUCCUGCUGCCCUCCCUCAUCUUCGGCAUCUCCAUGGCGGGCUGGCAGGCGCUGGUGGGGGUGGGCACGCCUUUCCUCGGCCUCCUCUUCUUCGUGGGGCUGGUGAACGCGCUGCAGGCGCGCAGCCCCGGCCGCCUGCCCAAAUGGCUGCAGACCUGGGACUUCCUCCCCGCCUGGAUGCACUCGCUGCAGCCCCUCGACCGGCUCAUCACCCGGGCCACCCUCUGCUGCACCGACCGCUGCCGCAGCCCCGAGGGCUGGGAGGAACGCGAGGGUCCUCCCCGCGACAAGGCCAGGCUGGGGCUGGACAACCCAGCGCUCUCCUACCCCGAGGAGGUGCCCGGCCCUGCCGUCCGGGUGGGCUCCCCUUGCCCACCUCCGCAUGGUGCCACCCGGCUCUAGCCGGCACC
Molecule: messenger RNA, 2035 nt
Organism: Nipponia nippon (crested ibis)
Lineage: Eukaryota; Metazoa; Chordata; Aves; Pelecaniformes; Threskiornithidae
Source: RefSeq, a predicted model, not a curated record